GCUGACCAGGAAACACUUACUAUUUCUAAAAUAAAUAUUCUAACUUGUUCUAGCUCCCCUGAAUAUAGAACUAUGACUUCUCUGAGCUGAGGAUCCUUUAUGUUCUUUGGAACAGUCCAUCUUUACAGGUGUGAGGAGUGGAGGACUUUGUUCUUUGUCACCUCCUUCGGAGACUUCAGCUUUGCUAAGACAAAAAUUCUGCAAAUAUGACCCCUUCUCAAGUCACUUUUGAAGUAAGAGGACCAUCUGUGACAGGAGAAGUUUUUGCAAUAUGUGGGAACUGCAAUGUUUUGGGAAAUUGGAAUCCACAGGUUGCAGUAAUCCUCCAAAAUGUUGAUGGUGUAUGGAAAACAACUGUGAAGCUUCCUAGAGGAGUUCCAGUUCAGUAUCGAUAUUUUAAAGGGUACUUCUUAAAACCUAAGACUAUCGGUGGUCCCUGCCAAGUCAUAGUUCACACGUGGGAGACUCAUCUACAACCACGAUCAAUAACCCCUUUAGAAAAUGAAAUAACUAUUGAUGAUGGAUGCUUUGGAGUCCAUAAUGGUGUAAAAACUGUGGAUGCUGGCUGGCUGACAUGCCAAACAGAAAUAAGAUUGCGCCUUCAUUAUUCAGAAAAGCCACCUGUGUCGAUAUCUAAGAAGGAAUUUAAAACAUCAAGGUUUAGAGUAAAAUUGACUCUAGAAGGCCUAGAGGAAGAUGACGAUGAGGAAGAGGAAGAGGACCAAGAUAAAACAUCCCCUUCUUUCCCUCGGAAAAUGGCAAACACUCUGGAGAUCUCCUUAAUAAGUAACAAUGAAUAUAAAAGUCGACACUCUCAGCCAGAAUGUGGCUAUGCUUUACAGCCGGAUCGAUGGACAGAAUAUACUAUACAAACCAUGGAGCCUGAUAACUUGGAAUUAAACUUUGAUUUUUUUGAGGAACACCUGUGUGAGAAAGUGCUACAAGGAGAUGUGCUCCCAGGUCAUGUGGCUUCUGCCUGCCUCCUGUCAUCCACCAUUGCAGAACAGGGAAAGAGUGCUGGAACUCUUACACUUCCCAUCAUGAGCCGAAUUACAAGGAAGACAAUUGGGAAAGUUAGAGUGGACUACAUAAUUAUUAAGCCAAUACAAGGAUACACUUGCGAUAUGAAGGCUUCAUAUGCAAAGUAUUGGAAACCGAGAACAACUCUAGAUGUUGGGCACAGAGGAGCUGGAAAUUCUACAACUACGACUAAACUUGCUAAAGUUCAAGAGAACACUAUCGCUUCUCUGAGGAAUGCUGCUAGUCAUGGAGCAGCAUAUGUGGAAUUUGAUGUACAUCUUUCUAAAGAUCAUGUGCCUAUUGUAUAUCACGAUCUCACGUGUUGCAUGGCAAUGAAAAAGAAACUGGAUACUGAGCCCUUGGAACUGUUUGAGAUUCCAGUCAAAGAACUCACGUUUGAUCAGCUGCAGUUGUUGAAGCUGGCUCAUGUGACUGCCCUGAAAGUAAAAGAUCACAAUACAUCUUUUAAAGAAGAAGAAAACUUUGCUUUUGAGACCCAGCCAUUUCCUUCUCUGCAGACAGUCCUGGAGUCCGUUUCUGAAGAUGUAGGGUUCAACAUAGAAAUAAAAUGGAUCUGCCAGCAAAGAGAUGGACAGUGGGAUGGCAACUUGUCAACUUAUUUUGAUAUGAACCUCUUUUUAGAUAUUAUUCUAAAAACUAUUUUGCUAAAUGCUGGAAGAAGGAGAAUUAUUUUUUCUUCAUUUGAUGCAGAUAUCUGUACAAUGAUUCGGCAUAAGCAGAACAAAUAUCCCGUAUUAUUUCUCACUCAAGGAGAAUCUGAUUUCUAUCCAGAGCUUAUGGAUCUUAGAUCUCGCACAACUUCAAUUGCUAUUAUUUUUGCCCAGUUUGAAAACUUACUGGGAAUUAAUGUUCACUCCGAAGACCUGCUGAGGAAUCCAAUGUUUAUUGAACAAGCCAGAGCUAAAGACUUAGUUAUUUUCUCGUGGGGUGAUGAUGCAAAUGACCCGGAGAACAGGAAGAAGUUGCGAGAAUAUGGUGUUCACGGCCUAAUAUACGACAGGAUAUACGACUGGAACCCUGAACAACCCAACAUAUUCCAGGUGGAGCAGCUGGAACGCCUCAAGCAGGAAUUGCCGGAGCUGAAAAGCUGCGUGUGUCCCUCAGUCAGCCACUUCAAAUCCAUAUCCCUGUGCAAAUGUCGCCACAGCCGCCGGGAAGUGAAAGGUGUCGAUAACCUGAACAGCAUUCACGUCCCCGGUGAGCGAUCCUAGGCAGCGUGGCGCUCGGUGUCUGCCUGGUACUCGCCGCUGGAGCAGCGCUGUCGAUGCCUUCGGGAGGGUUUGUGUGGUCCCCGAAUAGCAAUAACCGCAUUCCUCCUUCCUGAAAAUCCACAUCCUGCACAAAAUGUCCAGCCACUUAAGAUUUUUUGUUCCAGUUUACAUAGACAGUUUUAACUUUUCCAUAAUCAAGUCUCAAAUUUUAAAACAGUAUUGGCACCAAAUAUUUUAAAGAAACCUUAUAAUGCAAGCAAUCUGAGGAGCAGAAGGCUCAAACUAAAUUGUAAAUACUAAAUUGUAGAGAAGUUACAAUGAUCUGAUACCGAAACCUCUGAAAAUUUGUCUUGGCUUUUAUCUGACUUCGAUACUAAUCUGACAACAGCAGAUUAAGGGCGUGAUUGUAAUAUAUGUGUAAUCAGAUCUGGCCUGAGUAAAUUGGUACCUCAUACGCAUGUAUUUGCACUGACAGAUCCAACUGUACAAAGCUUUGUGCCAUUUUAUAAAUAUUUAUAUAUAUUUUUAGGUAAACUGCAACGCACACGAACUCUUUUCUCCCCCUUGUUGGACAUUGAGGCUGCUGCCAUCGCUUUGUGGUUUGCCAAUCAGCAGAGUGCUUCAGUGUGAAGGGUGAACCCCAAGUAGGGCCUUUUCACUCAUCUUACCCAGGCCUGCUAAACUUCAGAAACAUUGCUGGUAACUUUUAAUAUUAGCAAAAGUACCAAAACACCUUCAGUGGUUAAGAAUCUUUUUUGCACAGUAUCUUUAAUAGAUAAAAUAGGUACCGUGCACAAACUUUGCAAAAAUGCAUGCUUUAAUUAUUAAGCGUGAAACUUUGGUGUUUGCAGAGGUCCUUACAGCUCCACGGUGCUAGUUAAGAGUGAGGGUGUGAGGACUAACUAAACUACAUCAUCCUCUUUGCCUAAAGCCACAAGCCUGCUGCUCGCACGCACCCGAGGAAAGGCAAAACCCUGUGGUUUGACUUAAGUCAUACAAGCCACUAGCUUUUGUAUUUUACAACACGUGAUUUUUCAGAGCAAGAGUCACCUGUGUACCGAGUUCAGGUCGGUAUUUGGACACCCAUCCUGACACCCAUCCUCCGUAAUUUAUUACAAGGUCGUAGUUUAGGACUCCUACUAGACCUAAGUGCAUGCCCCUUCUCCUCCCAAAGUUGCAGGUCCCGCCAACGCAACAGCUGUAACUUUCUACCGAAGUGUUAAUGUAUAAUAAGAAUGGAAAAUAUUUAUUUUAUUUUUCUCUUGUUGUAAAUUGACCAGGAAAACUACAGUGUAUAUUAUACUCUUUGUGUACAGUCACUGCUAGGUAGAACUGCCUGUGUAAAGAGUUUGGCCGUUGCAAACCGCUGCUCGGGCGGCCUGGGACAAGCUGCUGCUUUCACCUUGUCUCGUGCAUCUUAC
Messenger RNA from Nothoprocta perdicaria, 3673 nucleotides. RefSeq names its product glycerophosphocholine phosphodiesterase 1 (gene GPCPD1). The transcript is spliced from 20 exons. The coding region runs from base 207 to 2252 and encodes 681 amino acids. The record is from RefSeq and is a predicted model, not a curated record. Gene Ontology annotation, biological process: glycerophospholipid catabolic process. NCBI's taxonomy places the organism in Eukaryota, Metazoa, Chordata, Aves, Tinamiformes, Tinamidae. Gene Ontology annotation, molecular function: glycerophosphocholine phosphodiesterase activity; starch binding.